Messenger RNA from Phlebotomus papatasi, 1999 nucleotides. Its product is annotated as heparan-alpha-glucosaminide N-acetyltransferase-like. The record is from RefSeq and is a predicted model, not a curated record. Bases 176 to 1897 code for a protein of 573 amino acids. NCBI's taxonomy places the organism in Eukaryota, Metazoa, Arthropoda, Insecta, Diptera, Psychodidae. The transcript has 4 exons.
GCAGAAGAAAUCUCUGUGGGCAGUUGGAAAUGUCAAAUCUCCAGCAGCAGAAAGCAGGGGAUACAUCUCUGUGGAGGAAUGAAAGUGAUAUUCAGUCAAAACAAUUUGCUUGAAGUGAACUGGACGAUCCCUGUGCAGAAUUGAAAUAUCCGCUAAAUCAGUCUGACACUCCACUAUGGCCAGUUGGGUGGAACAGACAGUGAAUACAUUUAGGAAUCUCGAUCUCAGACGUUUGGGAGUCGAUGAGGCCUACAUCAACGUCUCAUCGACACUCUCAGAUCCCAUUUGGAUGUACUCCCUCUCGGAGGAGUGCUACAAGUGUCCGUAUGGUCGUGUCCAGAAGAUCUCUCCGCGUCAUGACAAUGUCAUCAAAGUAUCCACAAAGUUCAACGUCAAUUGGAAGUUCUUUGACCAGGAUGUAGGGCCAUACACUCUCGAGGCAUCCCGAGAGGCCCAAGCGGUCUGUGAGAUACGACAACCGGAUUUGGGAGAAUUUGGAGUCUAUGAUGUGCAUAUUCUUGGCACAGGGAAUUGUGCUAUCAACACUGCUCUUCAGCCCGUCAAUAUUUAUUUGCCCUUUGUCGUCUUCAUCAUCAUAAUUAUUGCUCUGAUUGCUCUUGUUCGUGGGAUAAAUCUUGCCACAAAAUUCUAUCGGAGAUCAGAAGAAACUCCCGCCGAUGAGGAGCAAAAUAAUGAAAGGCCAGAAGCUCCUGUGAGGAAGCGAUUGCGAAGUUUAGAUACAUUCCGUGGUCUCUGCAUUGUGCUGAUGGUGUUCGUGAAUAGUGGAGCUGGAGGAUAUACUUGGCUAGAACAUGCCACAUGGAAUGGUAUUCACUUUGCAGAUUUCAUCUUUCCAUGGUUCCUCUGGAUCAUGGGAGUGUGCAUUCCGAUGUCAGUGAAAUCUCAAUUGGCAAGGAAUGCCACCAAAAAGGACAUGUUGCUGAAUGUGGUGAGGCGCUCCCUGACACUCUUUGCCAUUGGGGUGUGUUUGAAUACCCUCAAUGGGGCUCAGUUGGAAAAUAUACGAAUCUUUGGUGUGCUUCAGAGAUUUGGUGUGGCAUUUUUAGUUGUAGCAGGUCUCCAUAUUAUUUUCCGGAAAGUCGGAAGUCUUCCACCGCAAAAUGCUCUUGCCAGGGCUUUCUAUGAUGUUUAUAUUCUUCUGCCAGAAUGGAGUAUUAUGAUAUCUUUGGUGAUUGCACAUCUAGCUUUGGCCUUUGGCCUAUCCGUUCCGGGCUGUGGACGGGGUUAUUUGGGUCCUGGUGGGAUGCACGAGAUGACACACUAUAAUCAUUGCAUUGGAGGAGCUACUGGAUACAUUGACAGAUUGAUUCUCAGCAACAAUCACAUCUAUCAGCAUCCGACGGCAAAGAAAGUCUACGGAUCCGGAGCUUUUGAUCCAGAAGGAGUCUUUGGAUGCCUCCUAACAAUUUUCCAGGUAUUUCUGGGUGUUCAAUGUGGAAUGAUUCUACUGGUGCACUCAGAUUGGAGGGCAAGAAUUAAGCGUUGGACAAUUUGGGGUGGAGUAAUUGGGAUUAUUGGGGGAGCUCUGUGUGAGUUCCGGAAGGAGGAUGGCUUGAUUCCGGUUAAUAAGAAUAUGUGGUCAUUGUCAUUUGUGUUGGUGACAUCGGGAAUUGCAUUUAUUCUACUGGCCACAAUGUAUUUUGUUGUGGAUGUUCGGAAGGGCAUUUGGAGGGGAGCUCCUUUGGUCUAUGCUGGCAUGAAUGCAAUUAUUAUCUACGUGGGGCACCAGGUAUUCCAUAAGAUGUUACCUUGGCACUGGAGUAUUGGCCUCAUGAACACACACUUUAUGCGCCUAUUAGAAAGUGGCUGGAAUACAGUGCUUUGGGUGGGAAUUUCAUACUAUCUCUACAAGCGAAAACUCUUCUACAGCAUUUGAAGUGCCAAGGGGAGUGAACCAUCUGCAGACUGUGGAAAAUGCAAAGCGAUAAUGUAAAUAUUUUCCGAAAUUUUUCCAAUAAAUUUUGUAUAAAUUCUUUAA